Messenger RNA from Pelodiscus sinensis (Chinese soft-shelled turtle), 3244 nucleotides. The record is from RefSeq and is a predicted model, not a curated record. Lineage: Eukaryota; Metazoa; Chordata; Testudines; Trionychidae.
UUGGGGGUGCUAAUGGACAAGUCCCAGGGAUUACUUGCUUGUUCAAAUGUGGGCGGCUUGCAGGGUCUAAAGAGCUCAGUCUGACUUGGCAUAAAUUGAGUGGGUUUCCACCACAUCAUCUUCUAUAAAGUUGCAGUCUGCAGAGAGGACUGAUCCUCCAGCCUGCAAUGUUCUAUCUUGAGUGUGGUGGCCACUAGGCCUCCAAACAGCAGGGAUCCUCAGUGGCCUCUGCUCCACCAAACAGCACGAAGCCUGAUCUAGAAUUGAAAAAACUCCAUCCUAUCAUCUGGGUCUUUGAAGCACCCAACCGCCUGAUUCCUUCACUUUAUAGUCCCCAAGCAGACCAGUGAGUUAGUUAGAAAGCAGGUGUGCAUUCAAACUGUUCCAGGCCCCACAUUUCAGAAUGGAAUUUGGACUCUCAAGCGUUAGCGAACAUUCCGCUCUCCCACCAUAUGAUUUACUCCCGCAGUUAAUUGCACGGACCAUUUCUGAGGGUGUAGCUUCGUACCUGCAAAAAAGGGGGCCACGGGGCAGAAGCCUGGUUGGAAAUUGGACCCUGUUAAAAGUAUUAAAUUGGAAGCAAGUCACUGAUGCAGAUCAGAUUGCAUCACAAAUGCUAUUUGGCUUUCCAGAGGGGUUAACUAAGGGUGUCUGAACUUAGAGUAGUCUAGAUGCUGUCAUGGCUUUGGGAAUGGCACGUGGUCUGACUGAUGCCACGCCUUUCGCUGCCUUGCAGGUUCACAGCACUGUCACAUUUGGUGGAAGCCAUGUGGGUGACCAGCCUUCUGGCCCUCUGCGCCCUCGUGGCUGCAGUGCCCUCGGAAGAUAAGAAGCUGAGUGACAAGGCAGCCACCUUAGCCGAUCGCAGCGCAACUCUCGCCUUCAACCUCUACCACACCAUGGCGAAAGACAAGAACACAGAGAACAUCCUGGUGUCUCCCGUGGUGGUGGCCUCCUCUCUGGGCCUUGUGUCACUCGGUGGCAAGGCCACCACGGCCUCCCAAGCCAAGGCCGUGCUCAGCGCCGACAAACUAAACGACGAGUACGUGCACAGCGGUCUGUCAGAGCUCCUGAGUGAGGUCAGCAACUCCACCGCCCGCAACGUCACCUGGAAGCUCGGGAACCGCUUGUACGGCCCCAGCUCCAUCAACUUCGCUGAUGACUUUGUGAAGAGCAGCAAGAAGCACUACAACUACGAACACUCCAAGAUCAACUUCAGGGACAAGAGGAGCGCCCUGAAAUCCAUCAACGAGUGGGCAUCCCAGACCACCGAUGGCAAGCUCCCCGAGGUGACCAAAGAUGUGGAGAAGACCGAUGGGGCCCUGAUCGUGAAUGCCAUGUUUUUUAAGCCUCACUGGGAUGAGAAGUUCCACCACAAGAUGGUAGACAACCGUGGCUUCAUGGUUACCCGUUCCUACACAGUGGGAGUUCCCAUGAUGCACCGCACAGGUCUGUACAACUACUUUGAUGAUGAAACUGAGAAACUUCAGAUUGUAGAGAUGCCUCUCGCUCACAAACUCUCCAGCAUGAUCUUCAUUAUGCCGAACCAUGUGGAGCCACUGGAGAGAGUUGAGAAGCUUCUCACUAGAGAGCAACUGAAAACUUGGAUCGGAAAGUUGAAGAAGAGAGCCGUGGCUAUUUCCCUGCCGAAAGUCAGCUUGGAAGUCAGCCACGAUCUUCAGAAACACUUGGCAGACCUUGGUUUGACGGAAGCCAUUGACAAGAACAAAGCUGACCUGUCCAAGAUUUCAGGCAAGAAAGAUCUCUACCUUUCCAAUGUCUUCCACGCCGCGGCCCUCGAGUGGGACACCGAGGGGAACCCCUUUGACGCUGACAUCUAUGGCCGAGAAGAAAUGAGGAACCCCAGACUCUUCUACGCCGAUCACCCGUUCGUCUUUGUGAUCAAGGACAAUAAAACCAACUCCAUUCUUUUCAUUGGCAGGCUAGUGAGGCCCAAAGGGGACAAAAUGCGCGAUGAACUGUAGUUUGAAGGGUCAGGUUUUGUUGGGGAUUUUUUAAAUGGGGAAAUGUUAUUUUGUAUUCUCUACAAACUGAUGGGUGCUAGCCGGACCAGAGUGCAUUUUGAUGUUCAAUCCAACAUACACUUUACCUCGCCAGAAUAUUCCACCAAAAGAAAAUGCAUGGGAGGAACAGGGGAGGUGGGGGGAGGGGAAAGACCAUGAACAAUGGGAAGGGCCUGUUCAAUGGGCUUCUGUUCCCAAUCAGUGGAAUUUCUGCUGAGAUGAUAGGUUGCUGUGUCUUCUUCCUCCUUCCUGCACUAGCAUAAAUCCUUAAGCCAAGCAUGAUGGUACCACCUGCUGGGAUGCAAACUGUCAGCUGAGGCCACGGUAAAGGUACCCGCCCACACACUCGCAUCAGUCUUUAUUGUGCCUUUUGUUCUAGACACAUGGAGCGCUGGCUUUCCCAUCCCUCUUUCCUGGCAAUUUUGCAGCGGACAGCUUGCUUACUGCCAUAGCUUAUUCCUGCUUCCUUGUCCUGGGGGUUUCUUAGCUGAGCUAGAAUUCAUGGUGCCUAGUCCCUUUAUUUGUUACCUCCUUGAAGUUCUGUGUCCAAGGGAGCAGCAAGGACUGAGGCUGCUCCCACUUACAUCCACUCACCACUGCGGAGGCACUGGGUGCAGAUUAAGGGUGAGGAGAAAUGAGCUCCUACCAGUCGGUUUAACUAAACUGGUUAUUUUAGGGCAGGGAAAACAGACUGCCAUACAUGUAAGUAGGUGCUCUGAUGCUGUGACCCACAUAAGAACAAAUAGAAUUCUCCCUAUACCGCUUAACUCUGAACUGUGUGUCAUAUCCCCCCAAAAAACUUUUAAGUUGAACACAAAGUAAAAAAUGCCUGUCCCUUUCUUACCCAUGGGCAGCUGAAAUCUUGCAAAAAUCUGCAUCACUGGGAAUUGCAUUUAAAAAUUCCCUCUUCAAUUAGGCAGCAGUGAACUGUCUCAGCUAAGGGAGCAAGGACUGAAUGGGCCAUAGAGAUGAAAGAUCCUUUUUCAUGUGAGCGCUUAAGCAGAGAGGAGGCACUGGUGGGGAAGGGGGGUGAUUUUGCUCCGCAGUUAGCUGUGUUCUCUGCCUGCUGUGUGGAUCAUGAUUUCAGUCUGGGAGAGUAUCCAGCUGAUAACUCAUCAGCACCAGGCCUGCUAUAGAAAGGAUUCGAUAACACCAAAGGGAGAGGAGGAAGUUCACAUCACUUGGUGCUUUUGUUUCAGUCUUGUCAGGACAGACUGGGC